GGAGGGGGCGGAGCACUGCGAGCCACACGACCCGGAUUUUACAGAUCAUGUGAUAAAUAUACCCGGAUGGAGCUGCCCGUGGAAUGGCGGGAAAUUGGAAAAUCAGUAACUUUCUCCGCUGAGGAUUCUGCUGGUUUCAUGGUGGAGGCCAUGAAGGACCUCGGUAAUCUAAAUGCACGGACGUCUUCCAUGGCUGUCUCGGCACACGGGACUCUGGCAGCGUCAAUGUUCUGCGGAUGUGGAAUCCAAGAAGAGUGUGGAGAACCUACCCUUCACAGGUCAGGCUCUACUUGGGGAUGCGUGGAUCUCCACGGCAACCGCGGCUAUGCCACCAAAGGAAGAUAUGCAGGUCGAAGCACAUAUUGACAAUGCAUUGAGAAGGCAUACGUUUCUACCUCUUGAAGGCUUACUACAGAAGGAUUCCAGUUCCCAGAAAUGCAGCAAGGAAUUUCUUCUGAAAAUUGACAAGCUCAUUUGCAGGGAACUGCAAAAGAAUAAAGUGAAGAAUGUAUCACUUGUGCUUAAUGUUAUUUUUAAGUAUGCGAACUAUAUGACCACAGAUGGUGAAGAGUGGCUUACUACAGUGAUUAAGCAGGGAAUAGUGGAAAAGAUGGUUGCUUGGUUUGAAAAGAUCAGAGACCUUUUAAUGCAUGCAGGAAAUGUGAAGAAUGAAGCUUUACUCACUCUAAGCGAAGAUUACUUUGAUGUAGUCAUGGUUGUUCAUGACCACAAUAGUGAUGGUCAAAUCCAGGUGCUUGAACACUUUAUUUCAAGAACUUGCUCUUUAGUAUCAGAUACAAAUGUCAAUACAUUCAUCAAACAGGAGGCUGUACGCAAAGUGAAUCUAUUGCUGGACACAGUUCCUCGAGAGGCCAGAAAAAACCUGAUUUUUACUAAAGAGAUGAUGUCUACUAUGUCUUCUAUGGGGAAAAGGAUUUUAGAUGCCGGAGAUUAUGAUUUACAAGUGGCAAUUACAGAGGCGUUGUGCAGAAUGACAUCAGAAGCUCAAAGGGGAGAGCUGGCUAGCAACUGGUUUCCGAUGGAUUUCAUCACUGAUGCAUUCAAAAAAAUUAAAGAUUCUGAUUUUGAAACCGAUUGCAGAAAAUUCCUUAACCUGGUGAAUGGCAUGCUGGGCGAGAAACGAAGAGUUUUUACAUAUCCUUGUCUCUCUGCAUAUUUGGAUAAUCACAAGCUCCGUAUACCUUCUGAUGAAAAGCUAGAAGAGUUCUGGAUUGAUUUCAAUGUUGGGACCCAAAGCAUUUCCUUCUAUGUUUCUACAGAUAACAACAGCGAGGAUCACCAGUGGGAAACUGUGUGUUUGACAACAAGCGAAGUGGAUAUGUACAACAUAGAAGCAAUAGGCAAUGAAAGAUUGCUAACAGUCAAUUUAAACACACCAGUUAUUGUUGGUCAGAAAAGGGGGACUCAGAUACGUAUAUAUUUUGACUCUGCGUUGGAUAUUUCUGAUGUAGCCAGAAAGGUGUUUAGCACAGACAAAUUUAAGGAUUUCACAAAGAAGCAAAGUGUUUCAGUAGCAAAAACAGCAGUGCACAUUGUUUUCGAUGAAAGUGGAUCUCAGAUCGUCAUUCCUGAAAGCCAGGGAUCAAUCCGUUCUUCAAAGAAUGUGACUGUGGUCAGUGCCAGUGAUGUGAGCAAAAAAACCCAGAUUCCUUUAUCAACACCAUGCCAUAAUCUGCAAACCUCCCAUGAGAAUAAUGGCCAAAGCCAUGCUAAGUUAGUUACACCAAGUCGAAAUAAAGUUUCAGAGGCAUCAAUGAAUAUUACCAUAACUGGUGGUUUCAAAGCAGGUAACCCUUCUGCAUUAACAUCAACAUCAACAUUGGAGAAAGCGAGGAAAAAAACACCGCUAAUAAUAGUUAACUCAGCUGAAAAAAACACAUUUGUUGUACCAAACAAAAAAGAAGGCACAAAUUGCACAAAACAAACUAGCUUUCAGAAGCAAAUACAUACAGCUGCUGACCUUGGAAAUGUGCAGUCCGAAGCAGAUAUUGGAAGCAUUCCAAAGGGAGAUGAGCAGACUGAGAUUGUUCCAGACACACAGUUUACUUAUGUAAAGAAUUCACCUCUAUUGGCUUGUCUCACAGAGAGAUACCUGGGUUUGAACAAGAAGUAUUCAGAUUCUACAUGUCAGUAUGAGAGAAUAAGUAUACCAAGUGAAUUUAUAUGUAAUAAAGAAAAAGGUGCCAGUGAUAUUCUUGUCAAACAGCAAGCCUGCCAUGCAGUAUUUGAGGAUGAAAAGUGCCUACAAAACACAAAAACAACAGUUUCCAGCAACCAGAAGACAAAGCUGCAGCCUCAAGAAACAAAAACAAAUAAAAAAAUUGGCCUAAGUACACAGGCUAAGGAAAAAAAUAUUGAAAGGCAUGAAAGGAAUAUUUGUUCAAAGAUAGAUACUUCCUUAAACACAAGUUCCCAAACUUCAAAGAUCCAUUUACAUCCGGAUAUUUCUGCUACGAAAUCCAAGCCAGAUUGUGGUUGGAAAGGGACUGGAAAUGUAAUAAAGUCCAAGAAUUCACGGGAUGCAGCUAAGCAGAAAAAUGCAGAAAAAGAAAUGAAUGAAAAGGCCAAAGGUCUUCCAGAUGCAGCACGGUCACUAAUUAGCAAAAUAGGAAGCAAGUACUUUAAAGAAGCUUUAAAAAGAAAGCAAGAACAUACGUCAGUGAGCUAUAAUAACCUAAUGCAAAUUCUAAAUAAAAACAACAGUCAAUCAAAGAAGGAGAAAGGGCAAAGUCAAACCUUUAAACCCAAAGGAAAUAAAGAAUCAAACAUGGGCAAAGGAGAUGAGCCUUGGGAUGAUGUUUACAGUUUUCACUCUCUGGGAUGUGAUGACCCUACAAUAGAACUUGGGGUAUCUUCACUUGUUCUAUCAGAACAAAUAGGUAGCAACACAAAGUCCAAAGCAGAGAAAUUGUCGGAGAAAAAGCCCAAAAAUAAAAUAGAGAAUGAACAAAAGAUUAAAGACACCUUUACGCAUCUGUUUAGUAACACUGAUAAUGACAGAGGCGGUGAUGAUAGCAAAACAGAUAUUAGCUGGUUACAAGACCCUGCUAGCAAAAGAAAGCUCAAUACAUUUUCAUACAGCAGACAUAGGCAUGUGAAACAGCCAGAAAAGACCUUACCAUGCAAAGCAAAAGACAUUAUUAAACAGAGAAAAAAAGAGAAGGCAAAGCAAUGCAAGGAAUCAUGUGAUGUAAAUGUAGACACAGAGGAUGCCAAAGACAGUGCUAAGCAAAUAAAGCUAAAGCGACCACAGAGAGCAGCUGUGAAGAGGAAAAACUAUAGAGAGCAUUCUGAUUCUGAGUCAGGGGAAGAGCCUACCCCAGCAAGCAGAAAAGAGGCAUGCAAAUAUCAGGAUGAAUUACAAACAGUUAUGAAACCACUAUGUAUAGAAAUGCAGAAGAAACCAAAAAAUCCCAAUUCCAAAAAACAUCUGAACAAACCAUCAAAAACAGAGGACAAAUCAGUUGCUUGCAAGAUGACAAAGCCUGUGUACAAGAAAAUUGCAGUAUCUCCUGUGUGCUUAAGUCCCGAUUCUAUUGAACAGAUUAGAGCUGAACAUUCCGAUACAGAAUUACCAUCCAGACAUGAAACUGUCACUCCGUGUUCCCCCUCGUUGUCCACCUCUCCUCCACAAGCGACUCCUGAGAAGUUUCUAAACAUUUCAGCAUCCAUGAAAAAUAUAAGCACACACUGGGCCCAGUGCAGUGACAGGUCAACACACAAGACUGGGAAAGAACAUGAUGUAUGUGAGACUGAUCAAGAAUCAUUAUCUCCACCUCCUAGCAACGUGUCACUGACCACUUUAAAUCUGGAUCACUCUACUAUAAGUGGUGUAAAUAUUCUAGAAGAUAAAUUUAAUGAGCAGAAUUUGAGAACAUCCUCACCCAUUAUAAGCAAAACUGUGAUUCAAGCACAUCAGGACAAUAGUUGUACCUCGUUCCAUUCAAAAUCAAUUGUGAGCAGAACUUGUAGCUCUGAAGUUACACAUGUAAAUAUCCAUGAAUCUGGUGUCACAUUAAAUAACACCAGAUCAUACCUCAAACUCAAACAACAUGAGAAUAUUGACACAGAAGAAAGAAGCUAUGAAGUUAAACCCAAGAAAAUAAAACUGCUUCCUCGUAGGUUAUUCUCAUCUACAGAUAAAAAGGAGACCAAAGUUUCAGGAAGUGUGUCCACUGUGUCUGGAAAUGAUCUGUCCACAAUGGAUAAUGAUGCGUGGGAUGGGAGUGAUUCCAAUGUUGGUAUGAUGUGCCAGAAAAUCAGCAAGGAAUUCACCAGAAAAAUUCAGGAUCGCUCUAGAAAAAUGGAUUGUUUCACAAAGCAGUCACUGAAGUCAGCUCAGAAACACCUGACCUCAAUGGAUGUCCAAGUAAAGGAGUGCAGAAUCAUGCAUCUGGAAAAAUUUCAACAGACUGUGUUAGAAGAGAUCGAGAACUUUGAAAAAGAUUCCCAGACAUUAAAACAGAUGGAAAAAGAAUUCACAAAUUUCUGGAACAAACAGACACAAACGUUAAGCUUCUAUCACAAAAACGAACAGAGGAGGAUUCAUAGUCUCAAGGCUUCAUUUGAAAAGAAUGUUUCCCACAGUACUGACUAUGAAGACAAGAUCUAUAACUCUGAAAUGCAUAAUAUGAAAGAAAAUAUGAAGACUGUUCAAGAACGACUUUUGAAAGAAAUGCAAGAAGAGGAACUUCUCAGCGUAAGAAGGGGACUUCGGUCUCUCUUUAUGACAGGAGCAGGUCCCUUUUAAUACGAAUAUUGUGCGAGAAAUGCACUUAUGUCCACUUUCUUACCAAGCAGAAUGUAUGCCAUUUUAUCCAAUAAUGGUAGCUUAUUGGUUUCAGUUUUCUCUUUUUGUUCAUUUUGUUAAUUAUUGUUAAUUACAAAAGUGGUUAAGUAUAACCCCUGCCAAUAGCUCCACAGGAAACUGCUUAUCAGUAUUUCCUUUAGGAUAUGUGAAGUGCAAAAAACUAUUUAAGCACUGAUUUUACAUACCAUGUUUCUUUACAACCCUACAGGAUUUAUUGUUUAUAAGGAUUCUAGCUCCAAUUAUAUUGUUUUCAAUGAAACGUUAGACUCUAAUGCUAAUUGCUACUGACUUGUGUAUAUCAUACAUCUCCUUAUUUGAAAGUUAGUGUUUCAUUUUGUUUGAAUAAAGU
This is a messenger RNA of Pseudophryne corroboree (corroboree frog), 5180 nucleotides long. It is a transcript of the gene SYCP2, whose product is annotated as synaptonemal complex protein 2. NCBI's taxonomy places the organism in Eukaryota, Metazoa, Chordata, Amphibia, Anura, Myobatrachidae. Gene Ontology annotation, cellular component: lateral element; condensed chromosome, centromeric region. The coding region runs from base 173 to 4771 and encodes 1532 amino acids. Gene Ontology annotation, biological process: mitotic G1 phase; female meiotic nuclear division; male meiotic nuclear division. The record is from RefSeq and is a predicted model, not a curated record. The transcript has 45 exons.